Molecule: messenger RNA, 783 nt
Organism: Botrytis fragariae
Lineage: Eukaryota; Fungi; Ascomycota; Leotiomycetes; Helotiales; Sclerotiniaceae
Product: putative methyltransferase-like protein
Exons: 1
Coding region: 1-783 (260 amino acids)
Source: RefSeq, a predicted model, not a curated record
AUGUCAUCCACUCCAUCUACAUCCCAAUAUGAUGCCAUCGGCUCUCGCUACGCUGCUAUCAAAAACCAGCAAGGGUCUUCUUUUGAGCUAGCAGCCAUCCAGACACACAUUGGAAAUAUCACCGGUCUCCGCAUUCUUGACCUCGCUUGCGGAGCCGGGUACUACACUCAAAAGCUCUUGGAAUGGGGCGCUGAACGUGUAGUGGGUAUCGAUAUCUCCCCAGCGAUGAUAGAAUCCGCACGUGUUCAAUGCGGAGGAGGAGACUUGGGUACAGAUAACGAGCACCUAAAAUAUCAUUUCCACGUCGCAGAUUGCAGCAAGCCAUUAGAGAAUCUAGAAGAGAAAUUUCAUCUCGUGCUCGCAGUUUGGUUUCUGAACUAUGCGUCUGAGAAACGGGAACUCUUGGCUAUGUGGCGCAAUAUUUUUGCGUCUCUUGUGCCUGGUGGGAGGUGUGUGGGGAUUGUGCCGAAUUUCGAGAGUUUGCGUUCGAAGAAUGUGGGAGAGUCGAGACAUGGCGUUACGAGGAAUAUCUUGUGUAGGGUGGAUGGGGGCGCAAAGGUUCAGAUCUCGGUUCAUGGGAAGGAUGGGGAGAAGGAGAAUCCACUGGUCUUUGAGGCGUAUAUAUGGGAGAGGGAGUUGUAUGAAGAUUGUGCUAGGGAAGCGGGGAUGGAGGGCCUGAAGUGGUUGGAGUUUGUUGAUCCUUUGGUGGAGGGGUUGGAUUUUGAGGAAUUUUUGGAAAUGCCGCAUUUUAAAUGCUUUGUUGCUUCGAGAUCUGGAGAAUAA